AUGUCAAGGACAUCGCGACUCCAAACAUUGGAGCCACUGUGGGCAGCAACGAGCAGUACGACUUUAAGCAAGCCAUGGCGCGGCGCUGCACACCAACCCAUUGACCCACUCCCCUGCUUCCCCAUUUCCCCUCUCCCUCACUUCUUUCCCCAUUUCCUACACCCCCGCUGCCUUCCCCCUCCCAGUGUGGGCAGCAACGAGCAAUACGACUUCGAGCAGGCUUUAGGCGCGGCGCUGCACACUAAGCCAUUCACCUUCGACCCCUUCCUCUCCGCCAACGCCUCCCACCGCAUGCUCGCCCUCCCCUUCCUCCACUUCAACCAAAUCGCCAUCGCGGGCGCUGCAAGCCUCGAAAAAUUCCGGGAGCAAAACCCCGGAAUCACCUUUAUGACCCUCAAAGGGGCGAUGGAGAAGCUAGGGCAUGAGUAUGUGGAUGUGCUGAAAAUGGACUGUGAGGGGUGUGAGGAGGAGUUUAUCAUGGGUCUGAAGAGGGAGACUGAGGAGUUUGUGGAGAGGAGGAGGAAGGAGGGAGGGGCGUGGACGGAGGAGGAAUUGGAGGGGAAGAGGAGGGGGAGGGGAGAUGCGAAGCUGGUGAUAAAUGGGGGGAAUCUGCUGUUUGGGCAACUGUUGGUGGAGUUUCACGCCAUGCACAAGCCCCAGCAAUCCCUGGCCUAUCUCUACGCCAUGGAGGGAAUGGGAUACCGCAUGUUCCAUGUGGAGCCCAACCCGCUGUGCUACCCGUGCAUCGAGGUGGCGUUUGUGCACGAGGACUUGGUGGUGCCUCCCCUCAGCCUUGACUGUGCGGGUGUUCUGAGUCGGUCUCAGGUUUCUGACUAUGUGAUGCAGUGGCUGCCUGGAGGAGGAGGGGGAUGGGCAGGGGGGCCUGGGGGAGGGGAAGGGGAAGGGGGAGGGGGAGGGGGAGGGGAAGGAGGAGGGGAAGGGGGAGGGGAAGGGGGAGGGGAAGGGGAAGGGGGAGGGGAAGGGGGAGGGGGAGGGGAACAGGAAGGGAGAGGGGAAUGGGGAGGGGAACAGGAAGGGGGAGGGGAAGGGGGAGGGGAACAGGAAAGGGGAGGGGAAGGGGGAGGGGAACAGGAAGGAGGAGGGGAAGGGGGAGGGGAACAGGAAGGGGGAAGGGAAGGGGGUGAGGGAGACGAGGGCAGCAGCAGCAGUGUAGACUCUGGUGGUGACAGUGGUGGUGCGCGGUCUCAGGUUUCUGACUACGUGAUGCAGUGGCUGGCUGGAGUGGAGGGCGGGGCAGAGGAAGCGGAAGGGGGAGGGGACGGGGAAGGGGGAGAGGAAGUGGAAGGGGGAGGGGAAAGGGGAGGGGAAAGGGGAGGGGAAGGGGAAUGCGGGGGGGAAGGGCGAGGGGAAGGGGGAGGGGAACAGGAAGGGGAAGGAGGGGAAGGGGUUGAGGGAGAGGAGGGCAGCAGCAGCAGCAGCAGCACAGGCUCUAGUGGUGGUGGUGAUGGGGGUGGUGAUGACAGUGGUGGGGCGUAG
Molecule: messenger RNA, 1497 nt
Organism: Closterium sp. Naga37s-1
Lineage: Eukaryota; Viridiplantae; Streptophyta; Zygnematophyceae; Desmidiales; Closteriaceae
Source: the annotation of a GenBank genome assembly